AAACUCGUUAUGAAACAGUUGUUGACGUUCAAAGCACCUUGUUCGCGUAACAAUUUUCACACGGGACCGUAGUGUUUUUCUGCGAGUGAAAAAGAUAAUUUUCCCGGCCAUUUUCUACCUACAAAAUGUCGUUCGCCCUGCGUAGCGCUCGUUUGGCCACUCUGGCCCGUCCCUCCAUCCGCAUGGUGCAGUCGCGCGGCUAUGCCGACGAGAUGGCCUUCACACUGGCGGCGGCGAACAAGGUGUUCUACGACAGUGCCAACAUCCGGCAGGUCGAUGUACCGUCGUUCAGCGGUGCGUUCGGUAUUCUGCCGAAGCACGUCCCAACUCUGGCCGUCCUGAAGCCGGGCGUUGUCACCGUGUACGAGAACGAGGGUGCCGUGAAGAAGAUUUUCGUCUCCAGCGGUACCGUCACGGUGAACGAGGAUGCUUCGGUGCAGGUGCUGGCAGAAGAGGCACACCCGGUGGAAGAUCUCGAUUCGUCUGCCUGCCGCGAGCUUCUGUCGAACGCCCAGAGCCAGCUGUCCUCUGCGUCGGGUGAUACGGAUCGUGCCGAAGCUGCCAUUGCCGUGGAAGUCGCAGAAGCGCUUGUGAAGGCUUCCGAAUAAGCUGCCUGAUAUUUCCCACAACAAAAACACACACUGCUCUGGUCCUGAUUG
Messenger RNA from Anopheles maculipalpis, 659 nucleotides. It is a transcript of the gene ATPsyndelta, whose product is annotated as ATP synthase subunit delta, mitochondrial. The transcript has a single exon. NCBI's taxonomy places the organism in Eukaryota, Metazoa, Arthropoda, Insecta, Diptera, Culicidae. Gene Ontology annotation, biological process: proton motive force-driven ATP synthesis. The coding region runs from base 126 to 608 and encodes 160 amino acids. The record is from RefSeq and is a predicted model, not a curated record. Gene Ontology annotation, molecular function: proton-transporting ATP synthase activity, rotational mechanism.